Messenger RNA from Macrobrachium nipponense, 834 nucleotides. RefSeq names its product vitelline membrane outer layer protein 1-like. The record is from RefSeq and is a predicted model, not a curated record. The transcript is spliced from 6 exons. The coding region runs from base 100 to 771 and encodes 223 amino acids. Lineage: Eukaryota; Metazoa; Arthropoda; Malacostraca; Decapoda; Palaemonidae.
CAUGGGAAAGCGCUUGGCACAGCAAAGUUGAUGACGUAACACGAUCCGCGCGCAUCUGGGAGUCGCAGUAUAGGAGUUCGUUCAGUUCCUUAUGCCAUCAUGAAGCCUACAGCAGUUUGGGCCACUUUCUGCCUCGUCUUAUCGUUUAGACUUGCAGAUGCUGCGCCGAAGGUGCCGGCCAACCGGAUAGUCACCAAGAACUUGAUGCUCAGCAAUGGUCUGGACUUCGGCAAAUGGGGGAUCAUUGAGUAUUGUCCAGACGGAAGCUUUGCCGCUAGUAUAGAGGCUAAGUACGAGGAUCCCCAUUUGACUGAUCUGGACGAAACUGCGCUGAACGCCAUCAAGUUAUAUUGCUCUACUCCUGAAGGACAUCACGAAGGCUACAUCACAUCGACCAUCGGAGAUGAAGGAGAGUGGAAAGGCAUGAAGAGUUGUCCAAACGGCCUAAUGACCGGAAUGCGAGCCCAAGUGUUGCCAUAUCAGGGUUCUUUGUGGGACGACGUGGCGGUGCAAAAUGUGGAGACAGACUGCAAUUACGGCGAGAGCACCAUCCUAGCCCAUGAUGGAACAGGCCAGUCUAAACCUGGAGAAUGGGGCUUAAUGGCCAAGUGCAACGAAGGAUCUGCUAUCUGUGGCCUGGAGAUUCGCUACGAAAUGCCAAACGUGGUCGUAGACACAACAGCAGUGGCCGACAUUUCAAUGUUUUGCUGUGCAAUUGAAAGUCAUGACACCACAGCGGUUCCAUCAACAACAUCCCCACCGGCAGUUUGAACUGAUAGUCAGUUGUAACAGCCUAAAUCUGUUAGUGAAAAGGGCAAUAAACUGCCACACUCA